Drosophila bipectinata is the source of this 1603-nucleotide messenger RNA. The record is from RefSeq and is a predicted model, not a curated record. NCBI's taxonomy places the organism in Eukaryota, Metazoa, Arthropoda, Insecta, Diptera, Drosophilidae.
UUGGUAGCUUUUGGCAACCGUCGACACGUGAUCGUGUUUAUUCUGCUCGUCAUUCAUUUCUGGUGGUAUCUUGUGCAAUUGCCUGUCGAAUGCCGAAGAAUGUCUCGCAUCUGGAUUUGUGUAUCGAGCUCUUGAGAUUUAUUUGCACAAGUCUAGACCCGCGAGUGUUUGUGUCUGCCUCUCGAUCAACUUGACCUUUCAGUUUUAAUAUCCGACAUCGCCGAUCGGAAAUAGUUGAAAUUCCAGAUCAACCAUUAAAGUGUCGUGUUCUUAGAAACAAUUAAAAAAUGCCAUCUUCGUGUGUAAUUAUUCUACUGGCCUUGCUAUAUCUUUGCCUGAGUCCAGCCAUUAUUGCCCAAGAAUCGGAAUAUGCAGAACGCAACCAUAAGAAACGUCAAAUAUAUCGGGAACAAGUCUUGCCACAUGCGGGCGGCAAAAUUCCGGAUACUGCCUUUGAGACGGAUCGUCUGUUUCUGAAUCGACUCCAAAAGGAGGGCAUUGCAGUGCCAGAUGGUAUAGUUCCAGAGCAAAGGAAUCCUCAGGUCUAUCAGUACUACAGCAAACCGAUGCGAACCGUUUUCAGCAUCGCCCUGAGCUCCGAUGGAAGGUAUACGCCACGGGAGGGGCGCUAUCACUACCGCCAGGUGCCAACCGUGGAGACGACCUACCUGUACCCCCAGGCAGUGGGACGCCAGCACGUGCUGGUGCCGCCAAAGCACGCCCUGCCCGUCUACCGGCAGCUCCAGUUGCACAAUCCCCUGCUCAACCAGGUCAAGUUGCAGCCGAGAAAGAUGCCCAAUUUGCUGGAUCUGGCGCCCACGGUGGGCAAGAGUCACUCAAGCCCAUUGGCCGGCUCAGCGAAGGCGCAGUCUUAUCAGAAUGUGAAUCUCUUGCAUGGUCAUAGUCCGGUGCUCCCGGCUUUCAAGAAAACCUCUCGCGGCAGCAAGACCUAUGUGGACAGCUAUGGCACAACCCACGUGAGUUGGAACUUGUCGUCUCUUAAGCCCUUAACACUGAUGUAACAUAAUGUGGCCCACCUUUCCAUAUUGCAGCUCUUUAGUGAGUUUGAUGAUCUGCUGAACAAACUGGACUUGCAGCAAUCGACCCAGAAGAUUUAUUAGUUUUAUGAAAUGCAUUCAACACUUAGUAGAAUUUAGUAUGAUAUCAUAUGGAGCCUAAAACAAAUAUUUACGGAUGGUAGUUCAUAACCAAGAUUAUCCAACCAACAGCAUGUCAUUUCGAAAACAUUUGCCAUACUCCCGCUCACCGAUUAGUGCAUUUCCAUUCCCAUUCCCAUAUCCAAAGCCAUUCAUGCCCAGCCCAUACACUGACAAAAAAGUAUUAUUUUCUAUCGUUUCUAACAGAGUUUAAAAGCCUUUAAAAUUAAAUAAAUUUCAACUGUGUAACCAUCCACAUCCACCCAUCGCAUGUUAACCCAUCCACGUAUUAUAAAGUCUAAGCCCGGCCAAGACGCUGAAUGGGAAUUCAUCGCUUUUAGCUAGUUAAGCGUAAACAAUUUGUAUCUUGCAAAAUAAAGUUGGCCAUGUUGCAUUGUAGUAUGGCUCGUACGUACUUUCCCACAAAAGUCACAUAUCAUAAUUAU